This is a messenger RNA of Tuber melanosporum (Perigord truffle), 1799 nucleotides long. RefSeq lists its product as uncharacterized. The record is from RefSeq and is a predicted model, not a curated record. Bases 77 to 1702 code for a protein of 541 amino acids. The transcript is spliced from 8 exons. Gene Ontology annotation, molecular function: ATP-dependent protein folding chaperone; ATP binding; ATP hydrolysis activity. Gene Ontology annotation, biological process: protein folding. Gene Ontology annotation, cellular component: chaperonin-containing T-complex. Lineage: Eukaryota; Fungi; Ascomycota; Pezizomycetes; Pezizales; Tuberaceae.
CACGCAAUAUCCACCACAGACGACAAGGCCACCCCCUACAGCCCGACAAUCCCUCUCUUCCGCUGCAUCGAUAAUAAUGUCUGCUACUAGUCUCUUAAAUCCUAAAGCUGAAUCAGUCCGUCGCGGGGAAGCUCUCCGAGUGAACAUCGCUGCUGGUGAAGGGUUGCAGGAUGUUUUAAAAUCGAACCUGGGCCCCUCGGGGACACUAAAGAUGCUUGUUGAUGGGUCGGGUCAGAUUACAUUGACUAAGGAUGGGCAGAAGCUGCUGCGUGAAAUGACAAUUCAGAAUCCUACAGCUGUGAUGAUUGCGAGGGCAGCAACGGCCCUUGAUGACAUCGCUGGUGAUGGAACUACUAGUGUAGUACUAUAUGUCGGGGAGCUCCUGAAACAAGCAAGAAGAUAUAUCGAGGAGGGUUUACAUCCCCGUAUUAUCACUGAAGGUUUUGAGCAUGCUAAAGUCGAGGCGCUUAAAUUCCUAGAUGGCUUUAAGAUCGCUCGCGAACCAGACCGCGAGCUCCUACUCUCGGUGGCUCGCACUUCCCUUUCCACCAAACUUAACAAAACCCUUGCCGAAUCUCUUACCCCCGCUAUUGUCGAUGCUGUUUUGACAAUCUACAGUCCUCCAGCGAAACCCGAUCUGCACAUGAUAGAAAUUAUGAAGAUGCAACACCGGACCGUCUCGGAGACACAAUUGAUUCGUGGUUUAGCGCUGGACCAUGGUGCCCGCCACCCGGAUAUGCCGAAACGUGUAGAGAAUGCACACAUCCUUACUCUCAAUGUCUCCUUGGAGUACGAGAAGAGUGAGGUAAACUCCGGCUUCUUCUACUCAUCUGCAGAGCAGAGGGAGAAGCUUGUUGAGAGCGAAAGGAGGUUUGUUGAUGAGAAAUUGAGGAAGAUUGUUGAAUUGAAGAAAGAAGUUUGCGGAAAUGACCCCAAGAAAGGGUUCGUUAUCAUCAAUCAGAAGGGAAUUGAUCCUUUGAGUUUGGAUGUUCUUGUAAAGAACGGUAUCUUUGCUCUUCGACGGGCCAAGAGGAGAAACAUGGAGCGUCUACAGUUGGUAUGCGGUGGUGUAUCUCAGAACAGUGUUGACGACUUGACCCCCGAUAUCUUAGGUUGGGCUGGAACCGUUUAUGAGCAUACACUUGGCGAGGAGAAGUACACCUUCAUUGAAGACGUCAAGAACCCAAAAUCUGUCACUCUACUCAUCAAGGGUCCCAACGCACACACCAUUACUCAAAUCCAAGACGCAGUCCGUGAUGGGUUGAGGAGUGUUUAUAACAUGAUUGUCGACGGCUCGGUCGUUCCAGGAGCUGGCGCUUUCCAAGUUGCCUGCGCAGCGCAUCUUACCGGCGAAGCCAUGCGAAAGUCCGUCAAGGGCAAAGCAAGAAUGGGGGUACAGGCAUUCGCAGACGCUCUAUUGGUUAUUCCCAAGACCCUUGCGGCGAAUGCUGGUUUUGAUAUUAUGGACUCCUUGGCGGCUCUGCAAGACGAACAGGCGGAGGGCAACAUUGUCGGAAUCGACCUCAACAGUGGGGAGCCCAUGGAUCCUGUAUCGAGAGGGGUUUUCGACUCUUUCCGCGUUCUCCGGAAUUCGAUUGCUAGUGCGUCAAGCAUUGCUAGCAACCUUUUACUCUGCGACGAGCUGCUUAAGGCAAGACAGAUGGGUUCGAAAAGUGGACCGGGCGGUGCACCGGAGGAAUAAGUGCGAUGAUGAUAUGAUAUGGAAAAUUUUAGACUUCAGAUGGGAAAAGGGCUUAAAACUGAACGGAUAAAUAAAAGGCCUCCCCACAUUUGCUUGG